CUCGCCGGGACGUUACUUCAGGACAGAAGAAAGCGAGCGUGGGCGAGGCGAGGCGAGGCUCCCAGUGUCCCCGGCGACCCCAGCUCCCCAGCCCUCCGUUCCUUUCGCGUUCCCGCCGUGGGCGGCCGUCGCGAGCAGGAGUUCCUUGUAGUUGCUGUUUAUAAUCAUUGUAGAGAAGGACACUGAACUUGGGAAGAAUGUUAGAAACUAUAGACAAAAAUCGGGCCCUGCAGGCGGCAGAGCGCUUGCAGGCCAAGCUGCGGGAGCGCGGGGAUGUAGCAAAUGAAGACAAACUGAACCUUCUCAAGUCAGUGUUGCAGAGCCCACUCUUCAGCCAGAUUCUGAACCUUCAGACUUCUGUACAGCAGCUGAAAGACCAGGUAAACAUUGCAACUCCCACAAUUUCAAAUGUUGAAUGUGCCCACAUUCCACAUCUCAGCCCAGCUGUAAUUCCUACUCUGCAAAAUGAAUCAUUUUUAUUAUCCCCAAAUAAUGGGAAUCUGGAAGUUCUUACAGGAUUGGGUACUGCACACAUCAAUGGGAAACCUGCUUGUGAUGAAUUUGAUCAACUGAUCAAAAAUAUGGCCCAGGGUCGCCAAAUAGAAGUUUUUGAGCUCCUCAAACCUCCAUGUGGAGGCCUUGGGUUCAGUGUUGUGGGACUGAGGAGUGAAAACCGGGGAGAACUGGGGAUAUUUGUGCAGGAGAUCCAGGAGGGCAGUGUGGCCCACAGAGAUGGAAGAUUGAAGGAAACUGAUCAGAUCCUUGCUAUUAACGGACAGGCACUUGAUCAGACAAUUACACAUCAGCAGGCCAUCAGCAUCCUGCAGAAAGCCAAAGAUACUGUCAAGCUGGUUAUUGCCAGAGGCUCAUUGCCUCAGCUCAUCAGCCCCAUAGUUUCCCGUUCUCCAUCUGCGGCCAGCACAAUUUCAGCUCACUCUAAUCCGGUUCACUGGCAGCACGUGGAGACUAUUGAAUUGGUAAAUGACGGCUCUGGUCUGGGAUUUGGCAUUGUAGGAGGAAAAGCAACUGGCGUGAUCGUGAAAACCAUCCUGCCUGGAGGAGUAGCUGAUCAGCAUGGGCGAUUAUGCAGUGGAGACCACAUUCUAAAGAUUGGUGACACAGAUCUAGCAGGAAUGAGCAGUGAGCAAGUAGCCCAGGUCCUCAGACAGUGUGGAAAUAGAGUCAAAUUGAUGAUUGCAAGAGGUGCCAUCGAAGAACCAACGGUGCCCACCUCUUUGGGCAUCACGCUUUCCUCAUCCCCAUCUUCUACACCAGAGAUGCGGGUUGAUGCUUCUACUCAGAAAAGUGAAGAAAAUGAGACAUUUGAUGUAGAACUCACUAAAAAUGUCCAAGGAUUAGGAAUUACCAUUGCUGGUUACAUUGGAGAUAAAAAAUUAGAACCUUCAGGAAUCUUUGUAAAGAGCAUUACAAAGAGCAGUGCUGUUGAACAUGAUGGAAGAAUCCAAAUUGGAGACCAAAUUAUAGCAGUAGAUGGCACAAACCUUCAGGGUUUUACCAAUCAACAAGCAGUAGAGGUGUUGCGACACACAGGACAGACUGUUCACCUGACGUUAAUGAGGAGAGGAACAAAGCAGGACGCUGAGCUCGCGUCACGGGAGGACAUCACAAAAGAUGCAGUUUUGUCUCCUGUUAAUGCAAGCGUAAGCAAAGAAAAUUAUGAAGAAGAUGAAGAUUCUUUAUCUUUGAGGAGAAACACCAGCAUAUUACCAAUUGAAGAAGAAGGUAAACACCUGGAGCCAGGGUAUCCAUUACUGUCAGCUGAGAGAGAAGAUAUAGAAGAUGCUCAACAACAGGAAGCUGCCCUGCUGACCAAGUGGCAAAGGAUUAUGGGCAUUAAUUAUGAAAUAGUGGUGGCCCAUGUGAGCAAGUUCAGUGAGAACAGCGGGUUGGGGAUAAGUCUGGAAGCAACAGUGGGCCAUCAUUUUAUCCGAUCUGUUCUACCAGAAGGUCCUGUUGGACACAGUGGGAAGCUUUUCAGUGGAGAUGAGCUAUUGGAAGUGAACGGCAUAACUCUGCUUGGGGAGAAUCACCAGGAUGUGGUGACUAUUUUAAAAGAACUGCCUAUAGAGGUGACAAUGGUGUGCUGUCGUCGAACGGUGCCACCCACCAGCCCGUCAGAGUUGGAGAGCCUGGACUUAUGUGACAUCGAACUAACAGAAAAGCCUCAUAUAGAUCUAGGUGAGUUUAUCGGGUCCUCGGAGACAGAGGAUCCUGUGCUGGUGAUGACUGAUGUGGGUCAGAAUGCAGAGGAGGUUCAAGGACCUUUGGCCAUGUGGGAAGCCGACGUUCAGAACAUCGAGCUGGAGAAAGGGAGCAGAGGACUUGGUUUUAGCAUUUUAGAUUAUCAGGAUCCCAUUGAUCCAGCAAGCACUGUGAUCGUAAUUCGUUCUCUGGUGCCUGGUGGUGUUGCUGAAAAGGAUGGACGACUUCUCCCUGGAGAUCGACUCAUGUUUGUCAAUGAUGUUAACUUGGAAAACAGCAGUCUCGAAGAAGCUGUCCAGGCACUGAAGGGUGCACCAUCAGGAACUGUGAGAAUAGGAGUUGCCAAGCCUUUACCCCUUUCACCAGAAGAGGGUUAUGUUUCUGCUAAGGAGGAUUCCUUUCUCUACCCACCACAUUCCUGCGAGGAGGAAGGGCUGGCUGACAAAGCCCUCUUCAGGGCUGACUUGGCUCUGGUGGACACAAAUGAUGCUGACUUAGCAGAUGAAUCUGCGUUUGAGUCUCAGUACUCUCCUGAUAAUGACAGUAUCUACUCCACUCAAGCCUCUAUUUUAUCUCUUCACGGCAGUGCUUGUAGUGAUAAUCUGAAUUUUGGUCCCUCCCUUCCAUCUUCUCCUCCCAAGGAUGUUACUGAAAAUUCCUCAGAUCCAGUACUUGACUUGCAUAUGUCCUUGGAGGAGCUAUAUGCCCAGAAUCUCCUGCAAAGACGGGACGAGAGUCCGCCUUCAGUGGACUUGAGCAUGGGGACUGCUUCUGGCUUUACCAUAAAUGAUUAUACACCUGCCAAUGCUAUUGAACAGCAAUACGAAUGUGACAACACAAGAGUGUGGACUGAACCUCACCGACCAAAUGAAGUUAUAUCAAGUGCAGAACUGAGUUCUCCCGUGCUGACUGCUUCAGCUGGGAAGGGCUCCAAGUUCUUAAUUCAACAGGGGUCCCUGGCCUCUGCUGCUGAGUGUGUCAUGCUCCAAACUAUAUCCAGAGAAUCUUUCGAGAGGACUAUUACGAUAGCAAAAGGCAAUUCUAGCCUGGGAAUGACAGUAAGUGCUAAUAAAGACGGCUUGGGGAUGAUUGUUCGAAGCAUUAUUCAUGGAGGUGCCAUUAGUCGAGAUGGUCGGGUUGCUGUUGGGGACUGCAUCUUGUCUAUUAAUGAAGAAUCUACUAUCAGUUUAACGAAUACCCAGGCACGAGCCAUGUUGAGAAGACAUUCUCUCAUUGGGCCAGACAUAAAAUUCUCUGCAGCACCUGCUGACGAUCCAGCCCCCUUUUAUGUAAUUACUUAUGUGCCUGCAGAACAUUUAGAAGAGUUCAAAAUAAGUUUGGGACAACAAUCUGGAGGAAUAAUGGCACUGGAUAUUUUUUCUUCCUACUCGGGCAGAGACAUUCCAGAGCUACCAGAGCGAGAAGAAGGAGAGGGGGAAGAAAGUGAACUUCAAAAUGCAACAUACAGCAGUUGGAAUCAAUCCAGGCGGGUUGAACUCUGGCGAGAACCAAGCAAAUCCUUGGGCAUCAGCAUUGUUGGUGGACGAGGGAUGGGGAGUCGUCUAAGCAACGGUGAAGUGAUGAGGGGCAUUUUCAUCAAACAUGUUCUUGAAGAUAGUCCAGCUGGCAAAAACGGAACCUUGAAACCUGGAGAUAGAAUAGUAGAGGUGGAUGGCAUGGACCUCAGAGAUGCAAGCCAUGAACAAGCUGUGGAAGCCAUUCGGAAAGCAGGCAACCCUGUAGUCUUUAUGGUACAGAGCAUUAUAAACAGACCAAGGAAAUCCCCUUUGCCUUCCUUGCCGCACAACCUUUACCCUAAGUACAAGUUCAGCAGCACUAACCCAUUUGCUGAUUCUCUACAGUUCAACGCUGACAAGGCUCCCAGUCAGUCGGAAUCCGAGCCAGAAAAGGCUCCACUGUGCGGUGUGCCUCCGCCCCCUCCUCCAGCAUUUGCAGAAAUGAGCGAGGAUCAUGCACAGUCAUCGGCAAGUGAAAUCUCAGCAGAUGUGGACAAAGAGGAUGAGUUUGGUUACAGCUGGAAAAAUAUCAGAGAGCGUUAUGGAACCCUAACAGGCGAGCUACAUAUGAUUGAACUGGAGAAGGGUCGUAGUGGUUUGGGUCUGAGUCUUGCUGGGAACAAAGACCGGUCCAGGAUGAGUGUUUUUAUAGUGGGGAUUGAUCCAAAUGGAGCAGCUGGGAAAGAUGGUCGAUUGCAGAUUGCAGAUGAGCUUCUAGAGAUCAAUGGUCAAAUUUUAUAUGGAAGAAGUCAUCAGAAUGCUUCAUCGAUCAUCAAAUGUGCCCCUUCUAAAGUAAAAAUAAUUUUUAUAAGAAGUAAAGAUGCAGUGAGUCAGAUGGCUGUAUGUCCUGGGCAUACAGUGGAACCUUUGCCUGCUACCUCAGAGAAUCUUCAAAAUAAGGAGGCUGAACCGAGCGUUACUACUUCCGAUGCAGCUGUGGACCUCAGUUCGUUUCCAAACGUGCAGCAUCUGGAGCUUCCCAAGGAUCAGGGGGGUUUGGGCAUUGCCAUCAGUGAAGAAGAUACACUCAGCGGGGUCAUCAUAAAGAGUCUCACAGAGCACGGGACAGCAGCCAGGGAUGGACGGCUCAAAGUUGGAGAUCAGAUCUUGGCUGUAGAUGAUGAAGUAGUUGUUGGCUAUCCUGUUGAAAAGUUUAUUAGCCUUUUGAAGACAGCGAAGACAACAGUGAAACUGACCAUUCGUGCUGAGAAUCCAGAUUCCCAGGCUGUUGCUUCAGCAGCUGGUACAGCCAAUGGAGAAAAAAAGAGCAGCCCCCAGUCUCUGAUGGUCCCACCGUCUGGCUCCCCGGAACCAGAGCCCAUCCGAAGUACAAGCAGGUCAUCAACACCAGCAAUCUUUGCUUCUGAUCCUGCAACCUGCCCCAUCAUCCCAGGCUGUGAAACAACAAUUGAGAUUUCCAAAGGGCGGACAGGGCUGGGCCUGAGCAUCGUUGGGGGGUCUGACACACUGCUGGGUGCCAUUAUUAUCCAUGAAGUUUACGAAGAAGGAGCAGCAUGUAAAGACGGAAGACUCUGGGCUGGAGAUCAGAUUUUAGAGGUGAAUGGAAUCGACUUGAGAAAGGCCACACAUGAUGAAGCAAUAAAUGUGCUGAGACAAACACCACAAAGGGUGCGCCUGACGCUCUACAGAGAUGAGGCCCCGUACAAAGAGGAGGAUGUGUACGACACCCUCACCAUCGAGCUGCAGAAGAAGCCGGGCAAAGGCUUGGGGUUGAGUAUUGUUGGUAAAAGAAAUGAUACUGGAGUAUUCGUGUCCGACAUUGUGAAAGGAGGAAUUGCAGAUGCUGACGGAAGGCUGAUGCAGGGAGACCAGAUACUAAUGGUGAAUGGAGAAGACGUCCGUCACGCCACCCAGGAAGCCGUCGCAGCUCUGCUAAAGUGUUCCCUAGGCACGGUAACCUUGGAAGUCGGAAGAGUCAAAGCUGGCCCAUUCCAUUCGGAGAGGAGACCUUCUCAGAGCAGCCAGAUGAGUGAAGGGAGCCUGUCAUCAUUCACUUUUCCACUUUCGGGAUCCAGUACAUCUGAGUCACUGGAAAGCAGCUCAAAGAAGAAUGCAUUGGCAUCUGAAAUACAGGGAUUAAGAGCAGUUGAAAUUAAAAAGGGGCCCACUGACUCAUUGGGGAUCAGCAUUGCUGGAGGUGUGGGCAGCCCGCUUGGUGACGUUCCUAUAUUUAUUGCAAUGAUGCACCCGAAUGGAGUUGCAGCUCAGACCCAGAAACUCAGAGUUGGGGAUCGGAUCGUCACUAUCUGUGGCACACCCACUGAGGGCAUGACUCACACCCAGGCAGUGAGCUUUCUGAAAAACGCCUCUGGCUCCAUUGAAAUGCAGGUGGUUGCUGGAGGAGAUGUGAGUGUGGUCACGGGUCAUCAGCAGGAGCCCGCCAGCUCUAGUCUUUCGUUCACUGGGCUGACGUCAAGCAGUAUAUUUCACGAUGACUUAGGACCUCCUCAGUGUAAGUCUAUUACACUAGACCGAGGACCAGAUGGCUUGGGCUUCAGUAUAGUAGGAGGAUAUGGCAGCCCUCACGGAGACUUACCCAUUUAUGUUAAAACAGUGUUUGCGAAGGGAGCAGCCUCUGAAGAUGGGCGUCUAAAGAGGGGUGAUCAGAUCAUUGCUGUCAACGGGCAGAGUCUAGAAGGGGUAACACAUGAAGAAGCCGUUGCCAUCCUUAAGCGGACAAAAGGCACUGUCACUUUGAUGGUUCUCUCCUGAAUUAGCUGCCAGAAUUGAGCCACCUCAACUUCUCACUUACAUCCCAUGCUACAAAGAGAGUGGAACUGGUCCUGUGGACUCCUCCUGGGCUGUAUUCAUCCGGCUCUUCAAAACUGUAGGAAAAAAUAGCAUUUAAAUUUGUUUUUCUCAUAUGGAAAUGAUUUUCUUACUGACAACCUAGCAUCACUUUCCCUUUCUCUUUGCAUUUUGUGAUGGAAACUCAAAGAGAAGGGCUCUUUGCAUAGAUAAAUCCAGUCUUUCUUCCUGAAGAUAUCUGACAUUUUAUAAUCAUGUGGGCAGAAAUUAAUAUGGGCUCAACUGGUUAGUAGAGAAAGGAAAAAAAAUCAUUCGAAAGCUAACCAAGGGGAAAUGGUCUCAUGAAAUUAAGGUGAAAAUUGAAAAUAUAAAAUAAAGAAGAAAAUCUCAAGUUUUAUAAAAAUGCAUUUUGUUAAUCCACCUUCUCUCCCCACUUCUAACUAAAAAAGAAAAGAGAAAAGUUGUACGGAAAAUGUUUAAAAAUACUUUCAGUAUUUAAAAAUGUUGACUGUUAUUAAAACAUUGCAACUCCCAGCUCUAAUACGCACAUAUAUAGUUUUCUCCUAAAAUGGGCUUCAAGAUUGGGUAACUAACAACAGGAAGCAAUGUUCCUAAGUUUGUGAAGAAACCACUUAUUGCACAUCUUGAUGUUCAUUUUCAUUUUUGACCUAUUAUACAAUACUUUCACAUUUCUAUAAGUAAAAUGAUGACGCUGCCCUGUGUUGACUGCGGUUUCUCUAGAAAGCAGCCUUGCCAACCACGCAGGAGCAUAGGAGGCUCUCCGAGUUGUUAGUGCUGGUUUUAAGGGAUGCAACACUGAAAGUGUGUCAGUGUGCUGUGCAGUUGGUUUUCAAUUAGUAUUAAUCUUAAUGACGGACAAAAAGCAAUGUGUUAGUAAUUAUUUUGGUUGUAUGCCAUUAGUAAAUUGAUAGAAAAAUUAAGGGGAUUAACAUAAGUUCAUUCCAUUGCCUUAUAUUAACAUCUUAUAAUACAAUAGUUUAAGACUAAGGGAAACAGAUGGAGCUGUUUAUUGAGACAACUGGUGAGGAAUUAUCAUGUGUUCAUUCCCAUUUUAGAGCGUGAAACUCCUACAUUAGAAUACAUAAAGUCACUUUAAAUAUUAUCUAUAUUUGUAACAAAAGUAGUGUACAGAUAUUUUAUUACAGCGCUUUUGUGUAAAUGCGGAAUUGAAGUGAAUAAAUAAGAAGUUUCGUGGUGCACAAAAAAAAGCAGGCAUUUUUAUUUUGUUCUUUUUACUGGGGAAAAGCUUUAUUAUACUGUUCAAGAUUUACAAUUUAAAAUUGGCUUUUAUCAUGUCUAACUGAACAUAUGGUGUCCAUAGUUUUACAGUUAGAGGAACUCUGGACAACAACAUUAUGAAAAGCUCAAUGCUUUUUAUGCCCAGAAUUUGUACUAAUGCUAAAAAUGCAUAGACUCCUCAUGGAACAGAGGAAGAUAAACAGCAUUAAAGAAAGAGAGGUGUCGUGCCUGUAUGUGCUUUUCUGAAACGCUACGAGUGAUGCAAUAUUAUAAGUUGUUCUUUAGAGUAGUCAAGAGUUGAAGCAUGUUCAGAUAGAAAAAGUCAUAAUGAAAAUUAUUUCUAAUAAUGAACAUGAAAGAUCUGCUUUGAACACUGAGCAAGGACUUUAGGAACCUUUGUUCUGCCAGUUCUUCCCCUAAUUAGCUAAUGAACAUAUGCAUUCCCUCUGAUUUAUCUCAUCUGUAAAAUGAUAGAUGUGAUUUUAUCUCAAAGCUUAUAUCAAGUUCUCAAAUGUAAAAAUUCUGCGAUUCUUAAUUAGAUAUACGAAACGAAUGACCCAACUACACGUUGCAUCAGUUCGGAAGCUAUUCUCCCCAGCCAGCUGUUGUAAACUGAGGUACUUGAUGUAACAAAACUCAUUUCACUCUCCCAGUGACACAUCUAACCUCUUAGUCACCAGUUAGUGGCCCUCUCUCAUGGAGGCAUGUCAAGACCCUCUCAUGGCUGGCUUCCGGAAGCUGAGCCACCCACCUUUAUGUUUUAACCAGCACAGAUUUUACGGAGGCCGCGCUGUGGCACACCCUAGGAAGGCCAGUUAACCAGCCAUACUGAAGUUUGAGUAAAUGUGUGAAGGCCCUCCAGUGAGAGCACCCAGCUGGGUAUCUGUACUAGCCUGUAGGGCAUUGCCCCCGAAUUCACGUCUACUAAGAACCUCAGAACGUGACCUCAUUUGGAAAUAGGGUCUUUGUGGAUGUCAUCAGUUCAGUUAAAAUGAGGUCACGCUGGAUUACAGUGGGCCCUGAAUUCUUAACAGAAGGCUGUGUAGAGACACAGAGACAGAAGAAGAAGGUCGUGUAAAGAUGGGGACCAAACAAACAAAAAACAAAACAAAGAGUACCUGGAGCCACCAGAAGCUGAAGAGAUGAGGAAGGUUUUUUUCUCUGGAGUCUUCAGAGACAACUUGUCCCUGCCGACCCCUUGAUUUCAGAUAUCUGGCCUCCAAGACUGUGAGAAUAAAUUUCUGUUGUUGUAAACCACCUUGUUUGUGGAACUUUGCUACGGAAGCCCUAGGACACACCAGUAUAGUGUCUUGGAUGUUUUUAUAUCCUUAGCUACUAUCACUGUGCCUGGCAAAUAGGAGAGGCUCUAUACAUUUUUGUUCAGCAUGUAAAUGAUUGAAUUAUAGGUCGUGAUUAAUUUCAUGGUCUUACCUUGUUUUAGUUAAGCUAGCUGCAGCCUUCGUACUGAAUGCAAAACAGGAAGCAGUGGGAAUGCCACUUAGGGAUGUAAAACACUGGGGAUAAGCUCCCCUCCUGAACUGCUACCAAUGAACAAAGUCAAAGCAUGUAGAAGUGAAGAAAGAGAGGGAAGGAAUGAAGGAAGGAAGGAAAAGAAGAUUGAGAGGAAAAGAAUAUCGAUGCAUCAGCAUUAGAGAGAGUGACAAAGGCUUAUGCUUCCUAUAUUAUUCCUUCUUGGAAAUGUAAGAGUUCUCCGUGGAGGAGGAAGAAAGUGAGCAAAGAGUUUGAAGACUUGAACGUUAUAGUGUUAUAGUGUUAAUGUGCAACUCAAGACCACGUACAACUCAAGACCCUGUACAACUCAAGAUUGUGGCUUGCCCAUAAUAGGUUCAGUAUAUUUGUUUUUGUGAUUAAAUUACAUUGGCGAAUAUUGCACAUUUCUGGUGUUCUUUGUGACCCCUCCAAAAUGAUGAUGAUGGUGAUGAUGAUGAUGCAUUUGAUUUCAACACCUACUGAUUUAUAGCAGCAGAUGUAGCAAUGCAGUGUGGCAAGUCAGUAGAGCCCAUACGUCAGAACAGUGAUGGAACUGGAAGCAUAAAAGAUUAAAAUUCAUGCAAGACAAGAAAAAGGAACUUUUUUUUCCAUUUUAAGAAUCUUGAUAAAGCUGAUUUUGAUAGAUUCAAAGAAGCAAAGUAAGCUCUUCCCUGCUGUGAGGUGUACCAUGCCAAGCUGUCUUAGACCUGGUCAUCUAGCUUAUUGUCUGAGAAUGCCAGAGAUCUAGUGCCUGUCUUCAGAUCUCCAUCACAGUGAGUGGAGAAAGAUGCCUGCAGGGAGACAAGAAUCAGUAUGCUUUCUUCGGUCUAGGUGUGGGAAUGCCGAAACUAUCAUCACCUACUUUCAGCAGCCCUGGUGUGUUGUUUCAUGUCAGUGACAAGUAUUCUGGAAUGCAUUUGAUUUGUGCAAAGAUGUUCCUCAACUUCGUCUACGAGGAAUUAAUGUUUAACUUUGACCUUUCCUAAAGGGAGCUAUUUGUAAGGUGGAAUUGGCCUCUGUUACCUCAGGAGGAAAAAAACAUGUUGGUGGCAAGAACAUUUCUAAAUGAAGAGCGUGGAAACUGGGCAAAGCAAAUGUGGUUACUAUGAUUUUUGUAUACUUGACAUUGCAGCUUCUUUUUUCCUUCAAAAUACAGGUAUUCCAUUUUAUGUAAAUUAGAAAAAAUUGUAUAAUUUGUCUAGGAAUUUUAUUUAUCAUUCAAGUACUGAAAGUUCAAUUGUAGACCCUUCCAAGGAAUUCUGUCAAGACAGAGGCAAAUCUGUGGUAAUGAUUUCAGAAUUCUCUCACUGAAAAUGUUUCUGGAAGUUUCAAAAAGUACUGCCAUCAAAAAAAAAAACUGCUUUAGGCAGCUUCUAAGAGGGAGCUUUAACUUAUUCAUUUAAUACUGGACAUUUUUCAGAAAGUUGUGUCAUUUGCUGAUUCUUUGUGAUCCAUUCUCCCUCCUUCCCCCAUCCUCCUUCUCACAUGUGGAUUUUCAGAAAUAAACAAUUAUC
Messenger RNA from Balaenoptera acutorostrata (minke whale), 10774 nucleotides. It is a transcript of the gene MPDZ, whose product is annotated as multiple PDZ domain crumbs cell polarity complex component. The transcript is spliced from 48 exons. The record is from RefSeq and is a predicted model, not a curated record. Lineage: Eukaryota; Metazoa; Chordata; Mammalia; Artiodactyla; Balaenopteridae. Gene Ontology annotation, molecular function: protein binding. The coding region runs from base 198 to 6473 and encodes 2091 amino acids.